Messenger RNA from Lachancea lanzarotensis, 1782 nucleotides. RefSeq names its product LALA0S04e08834g1_1 (gene AQR1). Gene Ontology annotation, molecular function: transmembrane transporter activity. The transcript has a single exon. Gene Ontology annotation, biological process: transmembrane transport. Gene Ontology annotation, cellular component: membrane. Lineage: Eukaryota; Fungi; Ascomycota; Saccharomycetes; Saccharomycetales; Saccharomycetaceae. Bases 1 to 1782 code for a protein of 593 amino acids. The record is from RefSeq and is a predicted model, not a curated record.
AUGCAAAUUGUGACCAAAAAAAUGAAUACCACACAGCAGCUUUCAAAUGGACCUGAGGUACCGAGCAAUCAGCUCGUAAAACACCGGGAAGACUCAGAACAACGACAUAGCACGAAGACCAGCAGCGAUAAAGAACAAUUCAAGCAACACAUGCACGACGCUAGCGUCACCAGUCCGCUAGAUCACAAUGGUUACAAGGGAAAUGGUCAAGCCGAGUAUGAUGACAUCGAAUCCGUUUCUAGAUUGGUCACUCGCGAGAUGCUGACCUCGACACCAGAUUCCGCUAGUACGUAUGCUGCAUCAGUGAACGAUGAGCUCGUACACGACGACAAGCUUAAGGCCCCACACACGUUAUUGAACCGCUGGCAGAAAUGGGCAAUGGUAGGUUUGCUUACGUCAGCGGGAUUCUGGUCGUCGUUAGGAUCGCCCAUUUACUAUCCAGCUUUGAAGCAACUGGAGAAACAGUUUAACGUUGACGAAGAGCUUGUGAACAUCACGGUGGUGGUUUACCUGCUAUUUCAAGGUAUCGCUCCGUCGAUUUCUGGUGGACUUGCCGACGUAUAUGGCCGCAGACCGAUUAUUUUGUCGGGGAUGCUGAUAUACGUUUGUGCAUCCAUAGGACUGGCUUGUGCGAACUCCUAUGGCGUGAUUGUGGUUUUGAGGUGUCUACAGAGUGCAGGAAUUUCCCCGAUCAUUGCGAUCAGCUCUGGUGUAACAGGCGACUUCACCUUGAAGCAUGAAAGGGGCACGUUUGUUGGAGCUGUAUCGGGAUUCACAUUAACGGGACAGGCUUUUGGAUCGUUGAUCGGUGCCGCCUUGACUGCCGCUUAUGACUGGAGAGCCAUUUUCUGGUUUUUGACCAUCGGCUGUGGUACUUGCCUGAUUGUCAACUUUUUUCUACUUCCGGAAACAAAACGGACCAUUGUGGGGAAUAUGUCCAUCAAGCCCAAGAACAUUUUAAACCGUUCGCCGGUUUUUCUUCUAAAAUCGGUGAGAAAGCAAUUCAGGUUGUCAAAUCCAGACUUGGAGACUCUAGAUGUCAAUAAGCCUAAAUUUGACCUGAUUUCCACGUUCAAAAUUCUAGCACACCCUGAAAUUUUAAUGUCGCUGAUGCCUGCAGGUCUACAAUUUGCUCUUUGGACGCUAACUCUCACUUCACUGUCAUCUCAACUGACAGCCGCUCCAUAUAAUUACAAACUUACUAUUGUGGGUAUCUGUUACCUGCCCAGUGGCAUUGGUGGUUUGAUUGGGUCGUUUGUGACUGGGAAAGUCAUAGACGUGUACUAUAAGAGGGCAGUGAGAUCAUUUGAGAGAAAGAAAGAGCAGGGCCUCAUUCCUCCAGACGCAAAGUUCAAUACUCUCAGAUCGCGACUAUUCACCUCAAUUCCCCAAAACUACAUGUCCGUUGCAGCAUUCACAAUUUUCGGAUGGAGUAUACAAAAAGGCUGGCACAUUUCCGUUCCGCUCAUUACAUCCGCCAUAGGGUCUUUCUGUGCGAUGAGUACACUUUCAUCGUCGUCCACGUUGCUGGUUGAUCUUUACCCCAACCGCUCAUCAACCGCUACCAGCAGCUACAAUUUCGUGAGAUGCACAUUGAGUGCUAUUUUCAUGGCUUGUCUGGCUAAAAUGAACAAAGCGUUGACCAUAGGUGGAACUUUCACUUUAAUAAGCGGGUUUGUCUUCAUUGGAAACCUCGUCACUUUGAUCCCCAUUAUGUAUGGAAUGAAGUGGCGCGAGGAAAGGGCGCUACGGGCCGAACGGAAAGCGAUGAUGACUGAAUGA